AUGAAAAAGAUCUCCUUCUCCCCCUCACUCAGUCUGGUGUGUGGAGAUGUGGAGGGUCACUUCAAGCAACUGUUUACCAGAGUCCAGAGCAUCCUCUCCAAGAACAAAGACUUUGAGCUGCUGUUGUGUGUUGGAUCUUUCUUUAGCUCUGACUGCCAGGAGGAGUGGAGCAAGUAUCGGGAGGGGGUGGAAACAGUGCCUCUACCGACGUUCAUCCUUGGCCCGUGUUGGACUGAGCAUGGCCAGUUCUAUGGAGACUUGUCACGUGAUGGAGGAGAGCUUUGCCCCAAUGUCACAUGUCUAGGUCAACAUGGAGUGUACAGUGCGUCCAGUGGUCUGAGGGUGGCCUAUCUCAGUGGGAGCUACCAGGGGAGGACCUAUCAGCAUCAAGACAAGGGAGAUAAUAUAUUGGUCAGUUCUCUUCUCAAUCACCUGGAGAAGUUGUUGAACUAGUUUUUGUUUCUCCCUCUAGCGACCAUAUUUCACUGACUCUGAUGUGUCCUGGCUGGAGGGUCAGUGCAGUGGAGAGGGCUACCGUGGAGUGGACAUUCUCCUCACCUCUGAUUGGCCCGGGGCAGUGGACAAGUUCACAGUGGCUCCUGUGAGACCUAGCUCCCAGUUAUUGUAGGAUGGACCAGUACCUUAAUAAUACCUUAUGCUCAUGCAGGACGGACUGGACCUGAGUGCAGUGGGGGCAAAGCCUCUGAGUAAACUGGCCAUGUGUCUCAAGCCACGCUACCAUUUUGCAGCUCUACACCAAACCUUCUAUGAGAGAAUACCGUACAGGUACAGUACGUCCAUCCCUGUAAUAUUAGAGUA
Molecule: messenger RNA, 819 nt
Organism: Halichondria panicea
Lineage: Eukaryota; Metazoa; Porifera; Demospongiae; Suberitida; Halichondriidae
Product: CWF19-like protein 1
Exons: 5
Coding region: 1-453 (150 amino acids)
Biological process (GO): mRNA splicing, via spliceosome
Cellular component (GO): post-mRNA release spliceosomal complex
Molecular function (GO): RNA lariat debranching enzyme activator activity
Source: RefSeq, a predicted model, not a curated record